AUGGAUGAAACCUCUUCCAUUGACUAUCUAUCUACCAAGGUGAAUGCGUUAUCUCAAAGACUUGAUCGCAUGAGCACUAGUGCUAGCACACCUACCUUCUCACCUCCUUGUGAAGCAUGUGGCCUAUCUAGUCAUUCUAGCACCGAUUGCAACCUAAGUAGUGUUGAGCAGUUAAAUUUUGUUCAGAAUGGCCAAAGACUCCAAGAGCUCAAGGAUCAAACUAGACUUUUGAACAACUCUCUUGCUACUCUUACAACAAAGGUAGACUCCAUCUCAUCUCACAACAAAACUUCUGAAACUCAGCUCUCCCAGGUAGUUCGUAAGGUUGACCACCCCAAUAAAAUGAAUGCUGUUACGCUUAGGAGUGGUAAGCCACUCGAAGACCCCAUAAGGAGAACCAAAACCGAUGACAGUGAGAAAGAAAUAUGCGAACCACCAUCUAGGGAAACCAGGGCAGAAAGAGAAGAACCACGAGUUGAGGAAAACACACCACCUCCCUUUAAGCCAAAAAUUCCCUUCCCACAAAGGUUUGCCAAAUCAAAGCUAGAUGAGCAAUUCAAAAAGUUCAUAGAAAUGAUGAACAAGAUAUAUAUUGAUGUGCCAUUUACCGAAGUCCUAACCCAAAUGCCUACUUAUGCUAAAUUUUUGAAAGAAAUCCUUUCUAAAAAAAGAAAGAUUGAGGAAGGUGAGACGGUUAACCUUAUGGAAGAAUGUAGUGCCAUCAUCCAAAAUAAAUUGCCACCAAAGCUUAAAGAUCCAGGCAGUUUUUCCAUACCUUGUGUCAUAGGGUCGGAAGUUGUGAAGAAAGCUAUGUGUGAUCUAGGAGCCAGUGUCAGCCUAAUGCCCUUAUCCCUUUAUGAGAGGUUGGGAAUAGGGGAACUUAAAUCAACAAGGAUGACCCUACAACUAGCGGACCGUUCUGUUAAGUAUCUAGCUGGAAUCAUAGAAGAUGUCCCCGUUAAGGUAGGAGAGGUAUACAUCCCCGCCGAUUUUGUUGUAAUGGAAAUGGAGGAAGACAAUCAAGUACCAAUUCUUUUGGGAAGACCUUUCCUUGCUACUGCAGGAGCUAUCAUUGAUGUAAAAAAGGAUAUAGUCGACCAUUGCGUUAAAGAGUGCUCUUUAGCAUCAACUACACAUGAUGGUUUGGAAGUAUGCUUAGUAAACAAUGCAGGUACAAAACUGGAAGGGGAGGCAAAAGCUUAUGAAGAGUUGUUGGAUAUAACUCCUCCAAUGAAAGGUCUAAGUGUGGAGGAGUUAGUAAAAGAAGAACCAGCACUUCUACCCAAGGAAGCACCGAAAGUAGAACUUAAAACACUUCCAUCAAAUCUAAGGUAUGAAUUCUUGGGCCCUAACUCUACCUAUCCUGUUAUUGUAAAUGCAAGUCUCGAUGAAGUAGAAACUGAAAAGUUGCUUUAUGUCCUCAAGAAAUAUCCUAAAGCUAUAGAUUUUGUUAACUUUCUUGCAGCAGGAGUACUACCGCCUGAGUUAAGCUACCAACAAAAGAAGAAAUUCUUCAAUGAUCUCAAGCACUACUAUUCGGACAAGCCCUACCUCUUCAGAAGAGGCUCAGAUGGGAUUUUGAGGAGAUGCAUUCCUGAAAACGAGGUAAGUGUCCGAGAUUGA
Medicago truncatula (barrel medic) is the source of this 1623-nucleotide messenger RNA. RefSeq lists its product as uncharacterized. The coding region runs from base 1 to 1623 and encodes 540 amino acids. The transcript is spliced from 5 exons. Gene Ontology annotation, molecular function: aspartic-type endopeptidase activity. Lineage: Eukaryota; Viridiplantae; Streptophyta; Magnoliopsida; Fabales; Fabaceae. The record is from RefSeq and is a predicted model, not a curated record. Gene Ontology annotation, biological process: proteolysis.